Oryzias latipes (Japanese medaka) is the source of this 5018-nucleotide messenger RNA. The record is from RefSeq and is a predicted model, not a curated record. Lineage: Eukaryota; Metazoa; Chordata; Actinopteri; Beloniformes; Adrianichthyidae.
UUUUAUUCCAGCCCCAUGUUUUAUCUAAGUUGGCAACAAGUAAGAAUGUUUUUUUGUGAACUAUAAUUUUAAACAUAAUUUUAGUAAUCAUGCCAGAGGAAAACCGUGUGCGGCUCCUUAUAAAUACUGCAUUAUAAUCAUCUUUCAGAGUGCACAGAGGUUAGUUAUGGUUUAUAGUGGGAAUUUUUCAGUAAAGACUGAGACAUCCUCAAGAUUUUGAGUGACAGUGAAUUGAGACGUGUCUUCUCUAAUUUCUGAAUGUUCUAUCAACACUCCUGCUUUCCUUAAGCCCUGGCAGAGCCACUGCAAUAAACUAACAAGGCUAUCCAGUUUCCUUUCAUGAAAUAAGAGCUUUUUUAAUGUAUUUUUAGAGAGGCAGAAAGAAGUUAGCACACAGUGAUGAAUUAGAUUUCAAUUUAUUUGACUUCAUUCCCAGCUCGCUGCAUUAGAGCCUGCAAACAGCCAUCUCCAGCAGUCCGUCCACUUGAUUCUUAUUAGGUUUCAAAAACCAAGGCGAGGGAAUUGCAUUAGUGUAUCUUAAGUUAAAAGCUCUUUGCUCUUUGACCAAGUGUUUCAUUGUUAUUGGGUUAAUCACAUUUUUGCUGUCUUCAUGGAGAUGCUAUCAGAGGCUAUAGAGGCAGUGAUGGGUAACCAAAGCAGCCCCGCACAGACACUAUCCAGAUGGGAUCAGCUUACGGUAAUUUGGUUUCAGAAUACAUUACCAGAAGAGGAUCCUGGCUGAGGAUGGCCACACUGCUGUGAGCCAGGAGCUGGUGGCCUGUGGAGCUCCACCGUGCAGCCAUCCCAGCCCACUCCCACCAUUUUUAACUCCUAAAGCUUUUAGAAGGGCUUUGUUGUCCAAUUCAUUAGAGAGAUUCCUGACUCCAAUGGCUACGCUGGAGCCGUCACAUUUCUGGCUGCUGAACAGAAUGGCUGCUGAUGAACGGCAUCUGCCCUCCAGCUGUGGGUCCUACAUAAAGACAGAGCCAUCCAGUCCGUCUUCGGUCAUCGACACCGUCAGCCACCACAGCCCCAGUGGCAACUCGGAUGCCAGCGGAGGCUAUGUCAGCACCAUGAACAGCCACUCCAACGGCCUGGACUCUCCACCUAUGUUCACCCCCAGUGGGCUUGGCGCCGGCACCUGCCGCAAACGCUAUGAUGACUGCUCCAGCACCAUCAUGGAGGACUCAUCCAUAAAGUGCGAAUACAUGUUGAACUCCCUCCCCAAGAGGCUGUGCCUGGUCUGUGGAGAUAUAGCCUCGGGGUAUCACUAUGGGGUGGCCUCUUGUGAGGCCUGCAAAGCCUUUUUUAAAAGGACAAUACAAGGUAACAUAGAAUACAGCUGUCCCGCCACAAACGAAUGUGAGAUCACGAAACGGAGACGCAAAUCAUGUCAGGCUUGUCGCUUCAUGAAAUGCCUCAAAGUGGGGAUGCUCAAAGAAGGUAAGAAGAGAGUUCGUCUGGACCGUGUGCGAGGGGGCAGACAGAAAUACAAGCGGAGACUGGAUUCAGAAAACAAUCCAUAUCUGGGCUUGACACUCCCUCCUCCCACCAAAAAGCCCCUCACAAAGAUAGUGUCUCACCUGUUGGUGGCAGAGCCAGAGAAGAUCUAUGCAAUGCCUGACCCCACCAUGCCGGAGAGCGACAUCAAGGCUCUCACCACGCUGUGUGACCUGGCUGACCGCGAGCUGGUGGUGAUAAUCGGCUGGGCUAAACACAUUCCAGGUUUCUCCACUCUGUCUUUGGGAGAUCAGAUGAGCCUGCUGCAGAGCGCCUGGAUGGAGAUCCUCAUCCUCAGUAUUGUGUUCCGCUCGUUGCCGUACGAAGACGAGCUGGUGUACGCCGAGGACUACAUCAUGGAUGAAGAGCACUCGCGCCUGACGGGGCUGCUCGACCUCUACGUCUCCAUACUGCAGCUUGUCCGCAAAUACAAGAAGCUCAAAGUGGAGAAGGAGGAGUUUGUAACCCUCAAAGCCAUCGCUCUCGCCAACUCAGCAGAUUCCAUGCACAUAGAGGACAUGGAGGCAGUCCAGAAGCUUCAGGAUGCUCUCCACGAGGCCCUGCAGGACUUUGAGUGCAGUCAGCAUCAGGAGGACCCCCGACGGGCCGGAAAACUGCUCAUGACCCUGCCCCUGCUGAGGCAGACUGCCACCAAGGCCGUGCAGCACUUUUACAGCAUCAAGGUGCAGGGCAAGGUGCCCAUGCACAAACUCUUUCUGGAAAUGCUGGAGGCCAAGGUCUGAUUGAAGGGUGGCACCCUGGCCACGGCUUUGGUGGAAGCUGCAUUGAGGGAAGGAAGAGACUUGAACCAAGAACGAGCCAUCUCAGAAGAGUGACAUCCCCUCAGAAGGACAGAGAUCGACCUCUUUUACUUCUGCUCUUCAUAAUAAACGGGGACUGUAAAAUAAAAUAAAAAAGCAAGAGAUGCAAAACUUGGUUAUAAGUAUAAAUACGAAAAUGAUGCAGAUUAAUUUAAAAUAUAUAAGAAAUAGUAUGUACAGUUAUAAUUCUUUGUUAAUUGUCAGUGGUCAUGCUCUGUAUGAACGAAGACCCUUGUACCCCUUUAGGAUCUUCAGAACAGAAGACAAAAAGCUUUUUUUUUUCCAGAAAACAUCAUAAAAAAUGUCUUCUCAAGAAAGUGAGAACUUUAUAGGCAGACUCGCCCAACUCUCAGCUGUGGUUUCGGUUGGACUUGGCCAGAACAUGUAAAUAUUUAUUAUUUGAAAGGGCAAAGUGUACAGUUUAAAGUUUGGGUGAACUUUUUUUUCUGUUGUACCCAUGAUCUCAUCCAGAAAAAAAAAAGAGCAAAAACUAAGAACAUUGUUACUUAAAUGUGAACUCCUAUCAGUUUAACUGUCCUUGAAUAUACCUCUCCACAGCUGUAAACAGUGUGACCUUUGUAGAUCUGUCAGCCUGGAAGACUUGCUGGUCCCACAUCUAUCCAAUCUAGCAGAGGCAGGUGAAAAAAAAGGUCAGGCAUCUUAUUCUGUAGUAACACAGCAAUAAUAAAGGGAGCUGUUGGGAAGCUGAGCAUUUUUCCUCUGUUUCAUGUGCUAUUCAAUGCUGCUGUUGCACAAAGACCAUGCCUGUGAGUGUCUCAGUUUAAACCGCAGGCGAUAACCCUGCGUUUAUGUAUCACAUUUCCCGUUUGACAGCGGUUGUGUCGAUUGUGUUGCUCACAUGGUACACUCCAGAUUUGGUUAAGCCUGUGAAAAUUGACAUUCAAACAGAUGACCCAGUCCAGUCUAUGGUAAAAGAUAAUGGGCGGGUGAGUUAUGGCAGUUUCAAAGGAUUGAUGCAGAGUGGCAGAAGUCCACAGGAUUCCUUGUUCAAACAAUCAGAGGCCCACAUGUCAGCCACUCUAUUUUGGGCACUUUUAAGCCUGUGGCAGAGUCAUAGCACUAGCAGGGAGCAAGUAGUCCAGCAUCUGCUCUCAACUUUUUAGACAGCUCCUGUCUUUUAAUAGCUCUGCCUGCAUUUAUAGAGCUUUAACCAAACAGAGGUACAUGGCAGGUGCAGAGUCAAAGCGGUGGCUCUUCACACGGGGGUUUAUUUCUAGCUGGCAGGAUACAGUUGUCCAGGCAGCCACAAGUUCACGUGGAACACUUGACUGCAUGUUUACACGGUGGCCACUGUGGAGCUCCGCCCAUGUCAUCAGCCUAGAGGGGGAAGAAAGGCAGCUGUGAGGGAAAGUCGGGAUGCCCGAGCAUGCACGUGUGACUAGCUAUGCAAGAAACAAAGUGUCAGCAAGCGUGGGAGGUUAACAGCAUCCUGACAGUGUGUCUGUACAAGGUGUGAUCUCUAGUGGGAGAAUGAUCUGACUCUCCCUUCUGAUCAAGCUUGUCCACAAGUCCUUUAUGCUGAGCGUUAGCAGCAGUGUAGUCCAACAGAACGGCACUCCAUUUAAGGUAGAAUCGUGCGUGAUUAAUUGUCCCAAAUGCCGGGAUCAAAGGUGUCCCUGAAAUUGUGCAGAGCAUUGUCGUAUUUGUGACAUCAAAGGGCAGCAGUGAACAUUCAGCCAGCAUGCCUUUUUACGUAGCAGCUUGAUUGGUCCCUCAGUGCAGGACAACUUCCCACCAUGAUCAAACUCCCACCUCCAAGUUCCACCAGCUGCUGUCCAGUUUGCAGGCUAACACUGAAAAGGGGUUAACCAACUAUUGUUACUUUUGUGCAAUACAGCAGGGACCAAUUCUGACUGAAGCCAUGUUAAAAGCAUGCUUAAGCUUACAUUUGGAAGAAUGUGUUGGCCAUACAGGGAAAUAUUCUAAACUCUUCUAAUCAAAAUUGUGUAAUCUGUGAAUCUAAACUAUAAUUAGGUGCAGUAAAAUAUAAUAAAAGCAUUUGGUGUUGGCCUGAGAUUCUAUCGAAAUCAAUAGAAUCACAAUAAUUUAUUUUGUUCUUUCCUAUGACUGUGUAUUAAGUAACAGACAUGUCAUCGCAAACUGUGUCUACAUGUGUACUGUAAAUAUAUAAACAUCAAAACAGUAGGAUUGCCGAAGAUAAAAGUAUGCAGCGCCCUGCUCACUAUACUACCUCAUUGUCAUGUUGUUAUUUUCCUGAUAAAAUAUUUUGUGCUCUGUAUUAUUCUCAUAUCCAGGAUGUACCUGAGCCAUCCAUUUUUUUUUAUCAAGAAGAGGAAAAAAAGUACUUUUGUCCUCCUGCCAGAAAAAAAAUGUUGAAUUGUGGGUAAAGCUUUUCCUAUUUGACUCAAAGUUUUAUUUGUAAAGCAUGCUUCAUGUUGAACUUUCGAGUUGACCAUCAAUGUCCCCUAGUUUAGUUUCUGAGCAGGUGUGUUGGUAUGAACAGCAGUGUGUCAGAAUUGGUCCCUCUUAUGACAAAUUGCAAACAGAGACGGGUAACUGAUUUCCUAUCUCUGUGCUUUGAGUAUUUAUGGUGUGAAAUUUAUCAUUUGGCAUUGGUGUACAUUGAUAUCUCUGAUUGUUGAUUCAACAAUAUCUGUGUAACUUUGAUUUUUAAAAGGUAAAGGAUCGAUAAAUUAAACACUCACUGAACUCUGA